ACAUACUUACCCACCAAACGAGAUCCCACGCCCCGCUUUCAAAAGAUGAACAAUGACUUUGCAAAACGCCUCCUAAACCUAAACCUCAUUGACAAGAAAUCAGCAGCGCAACUAACAACAUACAAUGCAGUAUGCCCGAGGAUAUACGGUCAACCCAAGGCCCAUAAAGAUGGGCUCCCUCUUAGACCGGUUGUACCAAAUAUGACAGCUCCUUCCUACAACUUGUCCAAAUUUGUAGGACAAAUCAUUAACAACUCUAUCACCAGUCAAUACAACAUCAAGGACUCAUACUCUUUCUGUGACUUUAUCAACUCUAUAACCCUUCCACCCGGAUAUGUGCUCGUCUCACUAGACGUUACCGCUCUCUUUACAUCAAUCCCUAAGUCGUUAGUGAUACACGACAUCAUCAUAAGAUGGAAUGAGAUCAAGUCUAACACAAACAUAAAUCUGGACUUAUUUCUAGAAAUUGUAGAGUUUUGCAUCGACUCAAGCUACUUCAAAUACGACAACAAACAUUACCUACAGAUUUUUGGAACAGCGAUGGGAAACCCACUCUCGCCAGCAUUAGCCGACUUGAUUAUGGAAACACUACUAGAUACAGUAACCAGAACUCUCAAUUGCAAACCAGCCUUCAUUAAAAAAUUCGUCGACGACCUACUUCUAGCCAUACCAAUGGAUCAACUAAACCAUGUUCUACAAACAUUCAAUAGUUACAACGAGCACAUCCAGUUCACUUAUGAAACUGAAGUAGAUAAGAAAAUACCCUUUUUGGACUUACUACUAAUUCGAACAGACACCCAAACCAUCAAAAGUGAAUGGUACAUAAAACCCAUUGCUAGUGGCAGAUUCUUGGACUACUACUCGUUCCACCCGCUUCAUCAAAAACUAAAUAUGGCCCAAAACUUCAUUCAAAAAGUCACCCACUUGUCCACCAAUCUACAGGCUAAUGAAAAAUCACAAAUAAUACACCAACAGCUGAGUUUAAACAAUUAUCCAAGAAACCUACGAAACCGACUAAUCAACCGAAUGCACGAACGGAACCACAGCAACAUACUCAUCCCACCAGCAAAUGAAGAAACCCUGCAAUAUACUUACCGAUCUAUAGCAUACAUACCUCACCUGUCGAACAAAAUCGACAAGCACCUGAAAAACGAUUACAAAAACAUACGACUAGCACAUCACAACACGAGAACAGUUAGACACUUAUUCACAAAGCUAAAGGAUCCAGUACCUGACGAUCAACAAAACAACAUAAUAUACAGCAUUCCAUGCGAAUCCUGUCCAGCAUGUUACAUAGGUAUGACGACUAACAAAUUAAAAACUAGGAUCUACGGACAUCAAACACACUACAAUGCACUGGAUAAAUACAAACAACUAGGACUCACCGCCACCGACCCAGAAAUCGUAGCACUUAAGGAAAAAACUGCCUUGUUAGAACACAGCAUCGCCCAGGAUCAUAGAUUCGACCUAAAAAACACAAAAAUUAUAGACAAACACAACAAAAAACAUGCACUACCGUUCAUCGAAGUUUGCCACAUCAUCACCAAUGAAAAUAGUAUCAACAGACGUACAGACACUGAAGGCUUAAACACAAUCUAUGCUGGAAUUAUACAUUCUCUCAAAAACCAAAACAAACGUAGCAUAUACGACAAUAACUGUCAAAAUACGACUAUGACACCACACACUCACACACAUACAUAAAUGAACAUGUCAAAAAUAGUAGACGGAAAAGGAGAGACACAAACCAAAAAAUAUUCGCUCUAACUAGUGCACAGAAAAUCAAGCUUUGUAGAAUUAUAGCGAGCAAGCUUUUUCAUUCUGUUAACAGUGAGUCGCAUAAAUAUUGUUACACAUGAUUCACUAUCGGACGCCAUUACAAAUUACACACUAUAGACAACCAAUGUUGGACAUACAAACAUACACAACAACAAAACGUAUAGUUUCUGUAAGUAUUCAUUCACAGACAAACGGACAUAUUUGUAACGGAAAUACUAAAAAUUACAGAAUCCUUGAAAAAGGUGAAAUACAUUCACCGAAACUGUCGGACAUUGAAACAACAAAUCGUUUUUGCUGUUUUAUUGACUGCUUUGCCGAAACUCGCAUAAUAAGUAUAUACCCACAGUCGUUAAACAUUCACCUAGAUCAAACAAAAUGGCCAAUUUUUCCAACGUCCACUUCUAUCAAAAUGUAGCUGCCCAGUUCGGCGAACCUUCACGAGUCAUGCUGAAAGACUACGCGAAAACAGUCUCUAAACUGGCCAGUAUGAUAAGCCGAAAGUCUUUCCUUAUACGCUGUCGCAAAAGAGGUGUUUUCCCAGCGCACAUAACGACAAAUUUCCGUUUCACAUACCCUUUACUAGAGGAGAAUGGUCCAUAUAUAAAGAAACUACAAAAAUGCAUCACACGUUUCAAGAAAGCUAUUCUAAAUAUAGAAAUUCGAAACACCUAUCAAAAAUUGAAAACACUGAAACAACAACAAGCAGAAAUAGCAACUAGUAUUAAAGAAUCAAAUAUUACCGAAGACAUUACAGCGUCUUUCUUCAUGAGUCAAUCAAAUUACCACAACAAACAAGUCCAGAACAAAACCAACAGCACCAAACAAAAGUUCAAUAGAAUAAUUCGCAAGACAGCAGAAGCAACCAACAACACCACUCCAGUCUACAAUCAAAAGGCCAUACACAACAGCACCAGCAAACCAAUCCCACCAGAAACGGAAAUAUUACUUAGCCUAGGACCAAAAUUUGCUCUUCCAGCAACAACAAAUCAAGAAAUCCCAUUCUUCCAUUUGAUAGCUGAUGUAGAGAAUAUACUUAAAACAAAUCCAGAUACGACAGUCCAAGACAAAA
Messenger RNA from Topomyia yanbarensis, 2845 nucleotides. RefSeq lists its product as uncharacterized. The transcript has 2 exons. Lineage: Eukaryota; Metazoa; Arthropoda; Insecta; Diptera; Culicidae. The record is from RefSeq and is a predicted model, not a curated record. Bases 46 to 1701 code for a protein of 551 amino acids.